Molecule: messenger RNA, 866 nt
Organism: Parathielavia appendiculata
Lineage: Eukaryota; Fungi; Ascomycota; Sordariomycetes; Sordariales; Chaetomiaceae
Exons: 2
Coding region: 273-722 (149 amino acids)
Source: RefSeq, a predicted model, not a curated record
UGGCAACGGCAGAGACACCUUUGGCAGGCUAGGCGUUGAACUGGUUGCAUGUACGGAUACUUGGCACCGUUGUAUCGGAGUGUUGGCGAAGACUCCAGCACUUUGGCUUCCGAAAGGGGUAAGCAGGCCGGCAUGCUUCAGUCAAAGUCAGACUCGUAUAAGUCUGGGCGUGCCGUAGUGCUCACCCCAACCCGAGUACGUUUUGUCUUCCUGGACUACGGCUCCGUCCCCGUCCAAUAUCACCGCCUUGGUCGGUUGAUCCGCUUCCAUCGAUGGGAGAUUUCAUGUGUCAACACUCCGUGCCAGGCUGCCACGGAAGAUGGCACUGUCAGUCUCCUGCACCGUCACCUCUUAGCAACACUGGCCUCUCUCUACUCCAGUCGGUUGAGCGCCAGGUCCUCAGGAUGACUAUGACCAUCUCAAUCUCUCGCGACUCAGCGAAGGCUCGAACCAUCGGUCAGUGGAUGGCCAGGCACAGUGACAGCAGCGACAACUCACGGACUGAGAUUAUCGCCAUCCAUAACUCCUAUCCAGACUCAUCACCGCUCCCCCAACCGAGCGCCGUCUUCUCGCUCGAACCUGGGCCGCACCCUCGCCAUCGCCCGCUCCUCCGUCACCGUCUGCGAAGUCAGCGUCGUCUGCGGCCGCCGAACUUCUUCUCCUACCAUCCGCUGCACAUGUGCACCCUCUCCGACCUCACACCGUUACCCAGCACGGCCUAAUGCGAUGCUCAUCGUCGACUACAGCAUCUUCCUGUUCAGGCCAUUCCGGAACCCAAACGUCCAUCCAUCAUCAUCCCCUUCCGAGUCCCUUUUACCUUCCCACCAUACCCCGUGCUGGUGUUUCGGGUGGCGGAGGUGGGGAUC